This is a messenger RNA of Tupaia belangeri chinensis (Chinese tree shrew), 3932 nucleotides long. RefSeq names its product zinc finger protein 569 (gene ZNF569). Bases 587 to 2644 code for a protein of 685 amino acids. NCBI's taxonomy places the organism in Eukaryota, Metazoa, Chordata, Mammalia, Scandentia, Tupaiidae. Gene Ontology annotation, cellular component: nucleoplasm. The transcript is spliced from 6 exons. Gene Ontology annotation, biological process: regulation of cytokine production; regulation of immune system process; negative regulation of transcription by RNA polymerase II. Gene Ontology annotation, molecular function: DNA-binding transcription repressor activity, RNA polymerase II-specific; RNA polymerase II cis-regulatory region sequence-specific DNA binding. The record is from RefSeq and is a predicted model, not a curated record.
AAUAGACCGCGAAGGUCUCUGGGAAAUGGAGUCCAGGACAGGAAAGCUGCGAACCGGUUCCGACUUUUCUCUGCAUUAAGCUGCACUCUUAGGUUCUGGGUGCGCCGCUGAAGGGAGGUCGCACCGGCAACCCCCUACGCUGAUCCCCGCGCACUGAGCACUGCGGCCUUAAAUGCGCGACUGGCACUCUCACUGCCGGCAAGCAGGGAGGCCAUUCCCACCCGGGCGAGCCGCAGGGGCCUCUGGGAAAUACAGCGUCUAACGGACCAAGGCUUGUGUUGUCCUCAGCCGCAGCCGCGGUGACCUCAGUGGCGCUCCUGUCAAGGCGCACUGCCUGUGCCCGUUGGGCUGCGUUGGGGUGUGGAAUCCGGGCCUGUGUUCGUGAGCUCUGUGAGUUCUUCAAGUAGUAAGAAUUCCUUCAUUCAUAUUUACUGAAUGCCAUCUAUAUAUCAGGCACAAAUCUAAGUGUUUUGGAAGCAGUGAACAAGAGACAAACCCCCUUCUAUCAUGGUGCUUACACUGUUGUGAGCCAGAUAAUAAGCAAGUUCUGACUUCUUGAGUCCCCUUCCUUUCCAGAAAAAAGGAUAUGACUGAGUCCCAGGGAACAGUGACAUUCAAAGAUGUGGCUAUUGACUUCACCCAGGAGGAGUGGAAGAGAUUGGAUCCUGCUCAGCGUAACCUGUACCGGAAUGUGAUGCUCGAAAACUAUAACAACUUAAUCACAGUGGGUUAUCCAUUCACCAAACCUGAGGUGAUUUUCAAGUUGGAGCAAGAAGAAGAACCAUGGGUGGUGGAGGAAGAAGUAUUAAGAAGGCACUGUCCAGGAGACUUAUGGGGAAUUGAUGAUCAUCAGAAAUGCCAUAACAGACUUUUGAAACAAGUUGAAGAUAAAUUCAAGAAAACACUGACUGAAGAAAAAGUCAAUGAAUGUCAAAAGAAAUUUGCAAAUGCAUUUCCUUUGAACUCAGAUUUUGUUCCUACCAGCUACAGUCUUUAUGAAUAUGACUUUAGACCUUGUUUGGAACAUAAUUUUGACUGUUAUAAUAAUGUGAAAUGCCUUAUAAGAAAGGACCAUUGUGAAUAUAGUGAAUCUGUGAAAUCAUAUGGCAAUAGUUCAUCAUAUCUUGUAGUAACUCCCUUUAAGUGUAAUCAUUGUGGAAAAGGCUUCAGUCAAACAUUGGACCUCAUCAGACACUUGAGAAUUCAUACUGGAGAGAAACCUUAUGAAUGUAAUAAGUGUACAAAAGCCUUCAGCCACAAGGAAAAACUCAGUAACCAUCAUAAAAUUCACAGUAGGGAGCAGUCUUAUGAAUGUAAUGAAUGUGGGAAAGCUUUCAUUAAAAUGUCAAAUCUCAUUAGACAUCAAAGAAUUCAUACUGGAGAAAAACCCUAUGCAUGUAAGGAAUGUGGGAAAUCCUUCAGCCAGAAAUCAAAUCUCAUUGAUCAUGAAAAAAUCCAUACUGGAGAGAAACCUUAUGAAUGCAACGAGUGUGGGAAAGCAUUCAGCCAGAAGCAAAGCCUCAUUGCACAUCAGAAAGUUCAUACAGGGGAGAAACCUUAUGCUUGUAAUGAAUGUGGUAAAGCCUUCCCUCGAAUUGCAUCCCUUGCUCUUCAUAUGAGAAGUCACACCGGAGAAAAACCAUAUAAAUGUGAUAAAUGUGGAAAAGCCUUCUCUCAGUUUUCUAUGCUUAUUAUACAUGUGAGGAUUCAUACAGGUGAGAAACCCUAUGAAUGUAAUGAGUGUGGAAAAGCUUUCUCUCAAAGCUCAGCCCUUACUGUACAUAUGAGAAGUCACACUGGUGAGAAACCCUAUGAAUGUAAGGAAUGUAGAAAAGCCUUCAGCCACAAGAAAAACUUCAUUACACACCAGAAAAUUCAUACUCGAGAGAAGCCUUAUGAAUGUAAUGAAUGUGGGAAAGCUUUCAUUCAGAUGUCAAAUCUUGUUAGACACCAGAGAAUUCAUACUGGAGAAAAACCCUAUAUAUGUAAGGAAUGUGGUAAAGCUUUUAGCCAGAAAUCAAAUCUCAUUGCUCAUGAAAAAAUUCAUUCUGGAGAGAAACCCUAUGAAUGUAAUGAAUGUGGUAAAGCCUUCAGCCAAAAGCAAAAUUUUAUUACACAUCAGAAGGUUCAUACAGGAGAGAAACCUUAUGAUUGUAAUAAAUGUGGUAAAGCCUUCUCUCAAAUUGCAUCCCUUACACUUCAUUUGAGAAGUCACACAGGGGAAAAGCCUUAUGAAUGCGAUAAAUGUGGGAAAGCCUUCUCUCAGUGUUCACUGCUUAACCUGCAUAUGAGAAGUCAUACAGGUGAGAAGCCCUAUGUAUGUAAUGAAUGUGGAAAAGCCUUCUCUCAAAGAACUUCCCUUAUUGUGCACAUGAGAGGACAUACAGGUGAGAAACCCUAUGAAUGUAAUAAAUGUGGAAAAGCCUUCUCUCAGAGCUCAUCCCUUACCAUACAUAUCCGAGGUCAUACAGGUGAGAAACCCUUUGACUGUAGUAAAUGUGGGAAAGCCUUCUCUCAGAUUUCAUCUCUUACUCUUCAUAUGAGAAAACAUACAGGUGAGAAGCCCUAUCACUGUAAUGAGUGUGGCAAGGCUUUUAGCCAAAAAUCUCACCUUGUUAGACAUCAGAGAAUUCAUACUCAUUAGAAACCCUACAAACGGUGUAAAUAUAGGAAAACUCAGAAGGAAUUAUCAUCUCAUUGCACAUUACAUGAUUGAUUUUAGAGCAGAAAACUGAGGAUGAAAAAGCUUUCUGAAGUCACAAAUUCAUGAAACAUUAGAGAAUUCUUACCAAGGUGACAAGUUGUAUAAUGAAAAAGCUCAUCAUUGACACCAUCAAAUAUCUUACUGAUAAUAUUAAUCAGUAUUUUCAUUAAAAUCUGAAACAAGAUAUCUGCUAUCAGCAUACUAACAUAAUACUUGAACUCUUAGCCAAUUUAUUAAGCAAGAAAAAGAUUGGGAAGAAAGAAAAAUGAUAAAAAUAAGCUUUUAUACAAGAAACAGUUAAUUAGAAAAUAUAUUGAUAGAAAAUAUCUAAAAAAUUAAUCAUGAGACAAAUAUAAAGUUAUAGAGAUGUUGAAGGCACAAAAGAACACCUGGAAAAUGGAGAGAAAUUAUGUCUAAAGAGACAUGACCUUGUAAAACUAUAAGUUCUCUCUAAAAUCUGUAAAUUCAAUGUACUUCCACUCAAAGUUUACACCAGUUAGUUAUAUUUUAAGAAACUUCACAGACUGAUUAAAAAAUUUUAUAUGGAAGAUAAAGAACUACAAAUAGCUGAAAUAAGUUUGACAAAACAAAUAAGGAAGACAUACUACUAGAUGUCAUCACAUCCUUUAUUUAAAGCUAUUGUCAUUACAGUGUGUUAUUAAGUGAAUAAAUAAAUGAAUCAGUGGUAACAAACCAAGAAUCAAUACAAAAAUCCAAAAGACACUAGAAUUUUGUGUAUGAUACGUCUAUUGAAAUCACUGGGGGAAAGAUUCCCUGCUCAGUAAGUGGAAGAUUCAUAUGAGCAAAAAAUGUUAGCUCUCUAUAUUAUGUAAAAAAAUCAAAUAGACUUAAGACCAGAAUAUAAAAUGAGAAAUUCUAAAACUAUGAUGAAAAUAAAAUAGAUACUAAUUAGAACAACAAGAUUCUUUUAAAACACAUAAACAUGGAGCAAUCGAUUUUAUUUUGGUGUAUUGAUCUCAGAGGUAUCCACAUACAUGCACAGAGAUAUAUAUUGAUAUUUGCCCUAAUUAGGAUAUAACAUAGAUUUCAUCAAUAAAGAAAUAGACCAGUAAAAUGUGACUGUUUCUAUAAUUGAAAUCUAUAGAGUAUUUAGAGAGAAAAUACAAAAUUCACCUACAGCUAGAUGAAUAAAUAACAUAUAACAGAAAAAUGCAGAAUUUCCAAUGAAACAUGCUCUAUAACAUUCAAAUAAUUUAAUACAAUGUUA